GUUUUACGCAUUUAGAGAAAUAACAUGCUCACUUAAAAAUUGUGCCGAUACCACUAUCUUAAAUUAACGCGGAAGUGGUAUGUGCUAAAAGAAUUAGUACCAGUGACCAAAUGGGUAGUGAAUUGAAUCUUGAGUCUACGGAAUCCAGGUUUCAUCAGUGAGUUCUUGAUGUCGCUAUCGUCUGUUAUGCCAAGAUUUCACAUUCCGUGUAGUUCUAUAUGGACCCACUAUCUCAUGCCGUUCAUUUAUCAUGUCAUUAUUGGCUUCUUAAGUUGGACCGGAGGUUGGUUCAGCUGGACUCGUCAGUCAGAUGCGAUGCUACGAAAUGUCGAGAAAAAAAUAUUAUCAUGCUUGAAAACAGCGUACAAACGUUUCUACGUGGACAUAGGCAGUGUCGUGGGGCAGAGCGACAAAAUAUGGACUAUAUCACUGAACGAGGAGUCUCCCAAGACUCCGCUGGUACUCCUGCAUGGGAUGGGCGCAGGCCUAGCGCUCUGGUGCCCUAACCUAGACGCCUUCGCCGCCACGAGGCCGGUGUACGCCAUCGAUUUACUAGGUUUUGGCCGAAGUUCCCGUCCUAAGUUCGCGUCGGACGCGCAGAAGGCCGAGGCGCAGUGGGUGGAGUCCGUGGAGGAGUGGCGGCGCGAGGUCAACCUCGGCCAGUUCAUACUGCUGGGGCACAGCCUCGGCGGGUACAUCGCCACGGCAUACGCUAUCAAGUACCCGGAGAGAGUACGUCACUUAGUCCUCGCCGAUCCAUGGGGCUUCGCUGAGCGUCCACAGAAUGCGUACGAGAAGGCGCAGCUGCCGCUCUGGGUCCGAGCCAUUGCUACUGCAGUGCAGCCACUGAACCCUCUCUGGGCAGUGAGGGCGGCGGGCCCCGCCGGCAAGUGGCUGGUCAGCAAGACCCGGCCUGACAUAUCGAGGAAGUACCUCAACUAUGUACCUGACGCGGAGAGGGUUAUACCCGAAUAUAUCUACCAGUGUAACUCACAGACGCCUAGUGGUGAAAGUGCCUUCCACACUCUGAUGACUGGGUUCGGUUGGGCGAAGAACCCGAUGGUCCGUCGAGUGGACGAGCUGGACCCCGCCCUGCCCAUCACAGUGCUGUACGGGUCCCGGUCCUGGGUCGACAACAGCAGUGGUCAGGUGCUGGUGGAGCACCGCGGGCCUAGCAAUACUACAGUACAGGUAAUUAAUGGUGCUGGUCACCACGUGUACCUAGACAAGCCUGAACUAUUCAACAAGUUUGUAUUAGACGCGUGCACGCGCGCAGACGAGCAUGACCCUAGACCCGCGCUCAAGGCGAUCCCUGCGGAGCCCGGGACAGAGACCCCGGCACUCCCACCGGGGGGCGAAGCACCCUCGACCACAGUCGCCACCACCAACAAGGCGUCCGCCUCGUCCGACACGGCGCACACAUCUUGAUGAUAAACAAAACCUAGUUAUAUUACAAUUGUUACGCACAUUCGAUUAUGUAUAGCUGCGACACGUUAAUGUUGUACUGGUUUAUGAGUUGAGCAUGUGUUCAUUAUGGGUAGUCAAUGGAGGCUCGUAAGGUGACUAAUUACUUUGAAGCAGUUUCAAGUUACGCCAUAGAAACGGUUCGCCAAAGGAUGGUCUGCUCCUUAUGUUUCCAUUGAUUACCACGCUAUAAUAAAACGAGAAUAGUUUAUAUUGUUCUGUUUUAAGAGAUCUACGAGUGUUUUAUAUUUAGUCGAUUUUUCUACAAUCGACUAAAAUCGUCCAUAUUUGUCACGUUUGUGGUAACACUAGAAUAGGCCUAAGAAUGGCCGAUUGUCGUCAGCUUGGACGACGUAGUAAUGUACGAAUUAAAGUAUUAAAAGUAAUUGAAUCUUAAAGAACCUUUCUAAGAGUACUAAUACGCUUCUUUCAGACCAAUUAAAACAUAUACACAAACUACUUACGAAAUAGAUAGAUGAAAGCUAAUUAUUAAUCAAAUCUAUUUAUUUGACGGCAUGAAAAUUGCCUUCAGUUUGUUUUAUGUAUAUUGUAGUACAGGUUACGGGUAUAAACUAUGAUUUUGUUCAAGUUUGACUGUAAUUUAAUGUUUUAAUUAUGUUUGGAAAUAUCUAUAUGUUACUGUUAGUCAGCAGAGUUUACAAAACGACCAAUAUCCUAGUUUAAUUAUAAGUAUUGAUACUGUCAUUCUGGUACUAUGAAUUUUCAAACGCCAAUGCCUAAUUGAGUAAAAUUACGUCUUCAAAAAAAAAAUAUUUUACUUAGCUAGUAUAAAAUUUUUCCUCUAAAACUCUUUCCUAAAUAUAAGUAUUUCUCUGUCCUAUUACGUUUGGCAUUGCCUCUUCUAAGAAGUUUUUAUACAUAGCUUCAGUAGCUACCAAGUACCUGCUUCCAACAGAUAUGGGAUCACAAAAUAAGAGACUUUCUAUUGUAUAUUUUUGUUAAGACCGUGUAAAAUGUUGUGUGACGGCUCAAAAUUAUCAAUUUGGCUCAUUGCUAAGUAUUUUCGUCAAAGUGACCUUAAAAUUAGAUAUCAGUUUAUUAAAAAAUAGACCCUAUUUUGCUGGGUCCCUAUUUGAAACACAUGACUGCCAAAAUUCGUGGAAAUUAUUAUUUUUUGUACAUUAUAUUGAUUGAGUAUUAUGCUUUGUAUUGAGAGGUGUAGUGCAUCGAAUUAAUCGGAAUUAUGUGAAGCUGUACGUAACAUUUUGCGAAGGAGUUUGUCUUGCAAGCGCGACGGUGUUGUUUGACUAUGUCUAAAGUAUUGCAAGUUCGUUGAGUAUUGUUGUUUAGCCGCAGGCUUUUUGAUACACGGAAUGAAUUAUUAUGUAAAUAAAGAUAAUUUAUUGAAAA
Messenger RNA from Spodoptera frugiperda (fall armyworm), 2835 nucleotides. It is a transcript of the gene puml, whose product is annotated as 1-acylglycerol-3-phosphate O-acyltransferase ABHD5. Lineage: Eukaryota; Metazoa; Arthropoda; Insecta; Lepidoptera; Noctuidae. The record is from RefSeq and is a predicted model, not a curated record. The transcript has 8 exons. Gene Ontology annotation, cellular component: lipid droplet. Bases 169 to 1428 code for a protein of 419 amino acids.